Molecule: messenger RNA, 2273 nt
Organism: Aspergillus candidus
Lineage: Eukaryota; Fungi; Ascomycota; Eurotiomycetes; Eurotiales; Aspergillaceae
Product: transmembrane 9 family protein
Exons: 4
Coding region: 219-2165 (648 amino acids)
Biological process (GO): vacuolar transport; protein localization to membrane
Cellular component (GO): endosome; fungal-type vacuole membrane
Source: RefSeq, a predicted model, not a curated record
CUUGCGGUUUUUGUUGGGACGACACGCUGGACUCCCGCUUUAUUGGAUGCUGGCGUCUGGCUCAUGAGAACCUGAACUCUUUUCUCGAUGGUGUAGUAGCUGUAGACUGACUGUACGUCCCUUCCACCGAUCCAGUACUACGGUAGUAGUGCUCCGACUACUGUACACCUGGCUGGCUGACCGGACGUAAACUGACCAUCCGUUCAGACACACCCACAAUGCGGCUCGAUACACGAUCCGGGCCCAUCGCGGCCAUCUUACUUACAAUCCCUUCGCUGUCCUCGGCCUUCUAUCUUCCCGGCGUCGCCCCGACUUCCUACGAUGAAGGGCAGUCGGUCCCGCUUUACGUCAACCACCUCAAUCCCAGCCUAGCUCAGCAGGACGAACAGCUCCACUCGGUCUUUGCCUACGAUUAUUAUCAUCCGGCUUUCCAUUUCUGCCAACCGGAGGGUGGCCCGGAGGAUGUGCGGGAAUCGUUAGGGAGCAUCCUGUUUGGCGACCGCAUUCAGACCUCCCCCCUCGAAUUGCACAUGCGCAAAAAUGAGACCUGCAAGGCCAUGUGCAAUCAGGUGGAUUUUGAUGCUCGGUCUGCCAGAUUUACAAAUCGGCGGAUUGCGCAGGGGUACAAUAUCAACUGGCUGGUCGAUGGGCUUCCGGGAGCGCAGAUCAAUUUAGAAUCCGUGACGGACACCCAGUUUUACAGCCCGGGAUUCGCGCUGGGCGCGAUCGCCGAAAAUGGGGACAUGGUUUUGAACAACCACUUUGAUAUCUUUGUCGAAUAUCAUCGCGUGGGCUUUGGAAACAAGGACAAGUUCCGGGUUGUUGGAGUCCUCGUCCAACCGGACUCUCGCAGCAACUCCAAGGUGCUACCGGAUGGCAGCGUGGAAUGCGGCACCCCUGAGACGGGUAUCGUGUUGGAUGAGGAUGGAAAAUCGUCGGUUACUUGGACGUACGGUAUUUACUGGCGCGAAUCGCCCACACCCUGGGCCACUCGCUGGGAUAAGUACCUCCAUGUCUAUGAUCCGAAGAUCCAUUGGUUUUCGCUCAUCAAUUCCGCCGUUUUCGUUGUCUUUCUGGUCGGCAUGGUCAGCAUGAUCCUUGCCAGAGCUCUCAGAAAGGAUAUCGCUCGCUACAACCGUCUGGACAUGAUCAACUUGGAUGACCUGGAUGGAACGUCCGCUGCUGUUGAGGAUGGAAUCCAGGAGGACUCGGGCUGGAAACUAGUGCACGGCGAUGUCUUCCGCUGCCCGCAGUCGCCUUUGCUUCUGAGUGUCCUCGUUGGUAAUGGCGCUCAGCUCUUCAUGAUGACGGGCGUGACAGUUGUGUUUGCCCUGCUGGGGCUGCUCUCUCCCGCGAACCGCGGCUUCCUGGCCACUGCGAUUCUGUUGAUCUACACCGUGUUUGGCUUCAUCGGAGGAUAUGUAUCCGCUCGCGUCUACAAGUCGCUGGGUGGGGAGUCGUGGAAGCGCAAUAUUGUUAUGACCCCCGUGCUCGUCCCGGGGUUCAUCUUCGGUACUUUCUUCCUGCUGAAUUUGUUCGUCUGGGCCAAGGGGUCCAGCGGGGCGGUGCCGUUCACGACCAUGCUGGCUCUUGUUGCCAUCUGGUUCGUCAUCAGCGUGCCUCUGAGCAUUGCGGGUAGCUGGCUUGGUUUUAAGCAACGCCCUAUUGAGGGUCCCACCAAGACCAACCAGAUUCCUCGCCAGAUUCCUCCCAUGACAGGAAGCCUGCGCACCAUUCCCUCCUUGCUCCUGACGGGCAUCCUUCCCUUCGGCGCCAUCUUCGUCGAGCUGUACUUUAUCAUGACCUCCCUUUGGACUAACAAGAUCUACUACAUGUUUGGAUUCCUGUUCCUCUGCUACGGCUUGAUGAUCAUCACGUCCGCGGCCACCACGGUGUUGCUGGUGUAUUUCCUGCUCUGUGCCGAGAACUACCGUUGGCACUGGAGGGCGUUUGCCGGUGCCGGAAUGACCGGUGGCUACGUGUUCCUCAACGCCCUUCUCUUCUGGGCCACCCGCGUUAGCUUUGGCGGAAUCACCGGUGCGGUGUUGUAUGUGGGCUACUCGGCCCUGAUUGGGUUCGUGGUGUUUAUCUUGACUGGCUCUAUUGGUUUCUUUGCCAGCUGGGCCUUUGUGCAGCGCAUCUACGGCUCGAUCAAGGUGGAUUAAUCUAAUUCCAUGUUGAGGAGCAUUGAUCGAUUUAUCCUUGGUUGCCCUUUUUUCUGCGCAACCGGCCGGACGAUGAUACUCUCAUCACACGUGUCACGCAUCAUGUAU